AUGUUUAUACCACAUCCAAUUCAAGUUUCAUUUCAAUAUCCAAAAAGCUUCAAACUUUCACGUUACCUCAAGGAGUUUUCAUUCUUUGCUUUGUUCUUAGCAACAAGUUUUUAUUUGUUUUUGUUAUUUGCAAAAAAAAAUGGCUGAUCAGUACGAACACAACAAGCCCUCAGUUGAAGAGACUGGUUCCACUAUAGAGACUACAGAUCGUGGUUUGUUUGAUAAAUUCCUAGGGAAAAAGGAAGAGGAAAAGCCAACUCAUUCUCAUGAACAACAGGCAAUUUCCUCUGAGGCUGGUGAGAAAGUAAAAUUAUCUGAAGAACACAAGGAGGAAGAGAAGAAACUCCACAGAUCAAGUAGUAGCUCGAGUGAUGAGGAAGAAGAAGUAGGAGAGGACGGACAGAAAGUCAAGAAGAAGAAAAAGAAGAGCCUGAAGGACAUAAUAUCUGGAGAGCACAAGGAAGAAGAGAAAACGGAGAAGGUUGAGGACACGUCAGUUCCUGUUGAGAAGUAUGAGGAAUCGGAGGAGAAAAAAGGUUUCCUAGACAAAAUAAAGGAGAAGUUGCCAGGUGACGGGCAGAAGAGGGCUGAGGAAGUGGCGCCUCCACCACCAGCUGUGGCGGAGCAUGAGCCUGAUGGUAAGGAGAAGAAGGGAUUAAUGGACAAAAUUAAGGAGAAAUUACCGGGACACCACGCUAAGACUGAAGAAGAAAAGGAAGCUGCUGCCUCUCACUUCUUAGCAACAAGUUUCUCUUUGGAAAAAAUGGCUGAUCAGCACGAACACAACAAGACCUCAGUUGAAGAGACUGGUGCCAGCAUGGAGUCUCGUGGUUUGUUUGAUUUCCUUGGGAAAAAAGAAGAGGAAAAGCCAACUCAUGUUGAUUUCCUCGGGAAAAAAGUAGAGGAAAAGCCAACUCAUGCUCAUGAGGAACAGGCAAUUUCCUCUGAAUUUGGUGAGAAAGUAAAGGUAUCUGAAGAAGAACACAAGAAGGAAGAGAAGGAACACAAGAAAGAAGAGAAGAAACUCCACAGAUCAAGUAGCAGCUCUAGCAGCUCGAGUGAUGAGGAGGAAGUAAUAGGAGAGGAUGGACAAAAAAUCAAGAAGAAGAAAAAGAAGGGGUUGAAGGACAAGAUCAAGGACAAAAUAUCUGGUGAUCACAAGGAAGAAGAAGUGAAAACAGAGAAGGUUGAGGACACGUCAGUUCCAGUUAAGAAGUAUGAGGAAACAGAGGAAAAAAAAGGUUUCCUAGACAAAAUCAAGGACAAGUUGCCAGGUGGCGGGCAGAAGAAGGAGGAGGAAGUGGCGGCGCCAGCACCUCCACCACCAGUUGUGGCGGAGCAUGAGGCUGAUGGUAAGGAGAAGAAGGGAUUUUUGGACAAAAUUAAGGAGAAAUUACCAGGAUACCACCCUAAGACUGAAGAAGAAAAGGAGAAAGAAAAAGAAAAGGAAGCCGCUUCAUCUCACUAAAGUUGACAGUAUGGGAAUGGAUGUUUAUUUGUUGCUUUUUUGCUUUUGGGAUGUUAUGAUUGUUCUGCUAUGAUGAUGUUUUGGUUAAGCUUUCAUUUCAAUUCCUUCGCUGUUUCUGGAUUUUUAGGACUGUAUUCCUAUAUGCAAGUGCAUAGUUGUUUUGUAUGUGCUUAUGUAUAAAGUUUGAUUAUAUAUGGAUUUGUAAAAUGCAGUUGGUUUUGAUUA
This is a messenger RNA of Lycium barbarum (goji berry), 1693 nucleotides long. RefSeq lists its product as uncharacterized. Gene Ontology annotation, cellular component: membrane. Gene Ontology annotation, biological process: response to water. The transcript has 4 exons. The record is from RefSeq and is a predicted model, not a curated record. The coding region runs from base 140 to 1468 and encodes 442 amino acids. NCBI's taxonomy places the organism in Eukaryota, Viridiplantae, Streptophyta, Magnoliopsida, Solanales, Solanaceae.